This is a messenger RNA of Linum tenue, 2632 nucleotides long. The record is from the annotation of a GenBank genome assembly. Lineage: Eukaryota; Viridiplantae; Streptophyta; Magnoliopsida; Malpighiales; Linaceae.
GUGAUUUCUGAAGCUAUGGCUGCCGCGGCCUCGUUAUUUUCCCGGCAAGCCCCUUCUUUCUCUUCUUCUACUCUUCCUUUGUUCCCCGCCAAUCCGAAAUCUCCCGCUUCCAACUUUUCAAUUGUUACCAAACCAUUGCGGCCGCCCUUCUCCCUGUUCUGCGCACCUCCGCCGUCCCCUUCUCACCCUUAUCCGGCAAUCUUCCUUCCAUUUCUCGAAGAAGAAGAAGCCGCCGCAGCAGCAGCAGCUGCCGCAGCGGAAUUAGACCAACCUGAUGAAGAUGCCGACGAGGAGGCCGAGGAAGAAGAAGAGAAAAAUCAGCUGGACCUCUCCGACCCAAUCGUUCGAUUCUUUAAGUCCCGCCCUCCCACCAAAGACCCACCUGUCCCCGGCCGAUUCACCCUUCAGAGCAACCGCCGCACCCAGUGGCGUCUCGCUCCGGACUUCGACUCCGACGACGAUGAAGACCCCGAAACCGCCUCCGCCGUGGGAGAAACGCAGCCGGUGGGCGGUACUAGUAAUUGCUCCGAUUCAAGUCUGCUUCCGGAGGGAAUCGUCGGAGAGAUACUGCGAAUUGCGAGGAAUUUGCCUGUGAACACGACGCUGGGGGAGCAAUUGGAUGGAUACCAGGACAAAAUCAGCGAGAAACAGGGCGAGGAGCUAUUGCAGCUACUGAGCGAAGAGGAAGGCAUGGUGAUGAGUUGCUUGUACUUCUUCGAGUGGAUGGGUUUGCAGGAGCCGUCACUCGUCACCCCUCGUGCUUACACCAUUCUCUUCCCUCUUUUAGGAAGAGCUGCCAUGGCUGACAGAUUGAUGAUCCUCUUCAAUAACUUGCCUCAAACCAAACCAUUCAGGGACGUCCAUGUUUACAAUUCUGCCAUUUCCGGGCUUCUCUGCUGCGGCAGGUAUGAUGAUGCUUGCAAGGUGUUUGAGAAAAUGGAGGAAAAUAACAUCCGACCUGAUCAUAUCACUUGCUCGAUAAUGAUCACAAUAAUGAGAAAAAGAGGGUGUAGUUCCAAGGAAGCAUGGGGCUUCUUUCAAAAAAUGAACAGGAAAGGAGUGAAAUGGAGUACAGAAGUUCUCGGCGCUCUAAUCAAAUCUUUCUGCGAUGAAGGUCUGAAGGAGGAAGCUCUCAUCAUACAAUCACAGAUGGAGAAGAAAGGGGUUCCUUCCAACGCAAUUGUGUACAACACGUUGAUGGACGCUUAUGCUAAAUCCAACCAAGUCGAAGAAGCUGAAGGCCUCUUAGCCGAGAUGAAAGCCAAAGGUGUUAAGCCGACUUCUGCCAGUUUCAACGUUCUAAUGGAUGCAUACAGCCGAAGAAUGCAGCCUGACAUUGUUGAAAACUUACUGCAAGAGAUGCAGGACGAGGGUUUAAAGCCCGAUGCUAAAUCGUUCACUUGCCUAAUUAGCGCAUACGGGAGGCAGAAGAAGAUGAGUGAUGUGGCUGCAGAUGCAUUUCUCAGAAUGAAGAAAUUCGGCAUUAAACCCACUUCACAUUCUUACACAGCUCUCAUCCAUGCAUAUUCAGUCAGCGGCUGGCACGAGAAAGCUUACACCGCGUUUGAGAACAUGCGGAGCGAAGGAGUGAAACCUGCUGUAGAGACUUACACGGCUUUGCUGGAUGCAUUUAGACGUGCUGGCGACACUGAAACCUUGAUGAAGAUCUGGAAACAAAUGAGGAGCGAGAAAGUGCAAGGGACGCGUGUCACAUUCAACAUUGUUCUCGACGGUUUUGCGAAACAGGGUUGUUAUCUGGAAGCGAGGGAUGCGAUUCAUGAGUUCGGGAAGCUGGGAUUCACACCAACAGUGAUGACCUACAACAUGCUGAUGAAUGCGUAUGCACGAGGCGGGCAGCACUCGAAGCUGCCACAACUGUUGAAGGAUAUGUCGGCUCUUAACUUGAAGCCUGAUUCAGUUACGUACUUGACUAUGAUAUAUGCGUAUGUUCGAGUGCGUGAUUUCAAGAGGGCUUUCUUCUACCACAAGCAAAUGGUGAAGAGUGGUCAGUUGCCUGCUGAUGACAAGUCGUAUCAGAAGCUUAGGAGGAUAUUGGAUGUGAAAGCUGCGAUAAAGAAUAGGAAGGAUCGAAGUGCUAUCCUUGGUAUAAUUAAUAGCACGGUUGGUUUGAAACCUAAGAAGAAAAGGAAGAAGGAUGAGUUUUGGAAGACCAAAAGAAAGCAUCCUCUUGAUCGAAAUCCACGGAUGGAUUGAACUUUGAACUUCCUGUGAUACUUUGAAAUUCUGUAGCAUUGUAUGAAGCUGUACGAAAAUGGACAACCCACAUUAUCCAAGUUGUUUUGAGCUUCAGAUAGAAACUGCCAUAAGGACGAACAAUUGGAGAAUGAACAUCAGUGAUUGAUACAACAUUACCACUACCAGUAGCGCGAUGUAACUACAGUUGCAAAAUGCCUUCAACCUGGUUUUGUUGUCCGAUCACUGGAAAUCUUUAAAAGAGCGUCGUUUGAUUCUGAAUAGCCUCACAUGCAUCAUCUUCUUCGGUGUAUCCCUUUCGAGCACUGUGUAAUCGUACCAUAAGGAGAAAUACACCCAGGUUACUACUACUUUAUUUUAUUAAUCUAUAACUAGCACCACAAAUAAUGCGGAUUUAAGAAUUAAUAACUAGCGUCAC